Messenger RNA from Drosophila yakuba, 3346 nucleotides. RefSeq lists its product as uncharacterized. The record is from RefSeq and is a predicted model, not a curated record. Lineage: Eukaryota; Metazoa; Arthropoda; Insecta; Diptera; Drosophilidae. The transcript is spliced from 3 exons. The coding region runs from base 2 to 2689 and encodes 895 amino acids. Gene Ontology annotation, molecular function: protein binding.
CAUGCAUUCCUCGUUUUCAUCCGAUUUACCACCCAUAAAUAGCUCGCAUUCCAGUUGGCCAUGUUUCAAUUUGUCAUUAUUCGCCAGCAUGCAAGUGAAAUUUCAAUGGCCAUCGUUUCCGAUUGCUGCCACAUCCUUGCCCACCUAUCGUCAAAAUGGCGACAACCUGUCUAUCACCACUGCCCCACCUGCGGAUGGACUGCCUCUGGGCUACCAGAACGCUGGAACUAUAGAGCUACAGGCCCAGGAGAACGACUACGUACUUGAGGAGUCCGCCCUACGAGUGCCACUCUCGCCGCCGCCCAACUACUCUCCCCAUCCUCUGACCCCACCGCCCAGUUACACGGAGAGACCAAGAUCAGUCCAGGAACACAGAUCCCACUUGGCUGAUGCAGUGCAUCCAGCUGCCGCAGCACGUAUUGUGGUAGUUCCGCCACCGGUAGCAACCGCAGCAGCCAGCGAACUAGCAGCACGCCAACAAGCCAGAAGGAGACGGCGACUCCGGGAGCUCCAGCAGCAGCAGCUGCGAUUCGCCUCCAGCACAGAUAGCUCCAGUAGCUCCGGAUCCAGUUGCUCGGAGUUGGGUAGCUGCAGUGCCACCAGAAGGCAGCGUCGACGCAGGCGGGGAUUAAGGGAUGCCUAUUGUCCGGAUCUGCUGAACGCCUGCUCCCUGAUCCUCCAGCAGCCCGGCAGCAGCGACAGUUCCGUGGGCAACUUCACGGCCACGCCCCCGCCCCCGGUGCGAGCACCUGGUCACCAGGAUCAGGAGGAGAGCUUCGAGUACAGCUCCGACUAUGUGGAGAUCGACGAGCUGCUGCCACUAGUCGCCGGCGGCAGAGCGAAGAGCACUCCGCAGCUGGCGAUGGGUCAGAACCUGAGCCUGCGACGGCCGCGCAUCUCAUUGACCUGGGUGCUCCGAGAGCAGCAGCAGACGCAGCAGGCUCCACCAUCGCAAACGCCCCCUUCCCCGCAAAAGGAGGCGCCAAAGGAGUCGGACAACCAGGUGUUGGAUCGCAAGGAGAAUGAGGUCUUCCCGCCCAGAACAGAGCCCGUGCCCACUCAGCUGGAUGUCACCAAGAAGCGGUACCGGGUUAAGCAGCUACCAAGUGGUGGUGAGCCGCUCAAUGGCUAUGCCACCACGCCCACCGCCCACCAGGCCCCGCCCAACGGCCACCUGGCCAACCAGAAGUUUUUCAGCAACCAGAACCUGCUGGACGUGUCACGGAGCGGUCCCAGCAGUGCUCCAGUGGCCGCCGCCUCCACCAAAGAGCUGCUCUUCGUGUGCACACCCCAGCGGGGGCCCAGGAGCGAUGGCCACAGCGAAGCACUGCUCCUGGCCAGAAAGCGAAACGAGAUCCGCAAGAAGCUGGCCUCUCGCCUGCAGCAGGCGAGAUCCAGUGCCUCCCAGACGGGAGAGGCCAGGGGCUCGGUCACGGGAGCGGAGUCUGUGAAGUGCACCUCCUACUCGGAGCCCAGUUUGGUGGCUGCCUCAGAGGGCGGCGGAGUGGGUGGCUCGAGCGGAGGAGCUGCUGCCCCCCAGCAGCAGCGGCGACAUAGGCAUCGCAAGCGACGGGAUCGCAAUCGUGUGCAGAGAUUCGGGUAUGAGAUUCAAAACGUGGACGAGUUUCUCUCCCGCUGCUCGCUGGCCACUCCCGGCAACAUUCCCGUGGUUCUGGCCACAGCCAGCACCCUAUACCAAACGAGACCAGGUGGCUACCAACUGGAGAUCCCUCUGCCCCUGGGCAUGGUGGUAAACGCGGUGUUCAAGAACCAGAACUGGCUGUAUGUGCAAACGCCACACGCGGAGGAGGGCUAUGUGGGCUAUGCCUGCUGCCUGCCCCUGGGGAUUCUGCCGCAGCAGGCGAGAGCGGGCUCCCGGAACACCCCCUGCUGGGAGUCCAAUGCGGAUGUCUUCCCCCGCCCAUGUGGCAACAUGACGGACUCGGAGAAGGAGAUCCGCCUGCGGGGUGGCACCCGAUCCGACGGCGCCCGCACUCCACGCAACUCAAAGCCCACUGAAGAUGUCCUUAAGCUCAGCACCACCACCAUCAACAACAACAACCACCAGAGCAACAAUAAUAACCAAACGAAGUGUGGAAGCACAACCAGCUCCUUGUAUGGAGAGCAGCAGGUGGACAAGCUGUAUCUGAGGGCAGCAUCCAAGCCGCGCCUGGUGGAGAAGGCCUACGCCCAGUUGCGCUCCACUCGCCAGGUGGCUGCAUCUGGUUCAGCUUCGGCCAAGAGUGGCGCUUCUCAGGAUGAGUAUGUGACCCUCCAGCCGAAGCCCGCCAAGAAGCAGCCGAGUGCACAAACCCAUUUGCAUCAGUCGCAGCCAGCGGCGAGGCGGCUCUCCAACGUCUCCUACAUCACCAACGGCCACAAUGGCCAGCAUCUGCAUCCAAAGCUGGUUCCCCUGCCACCCUACGAGCACAAGCCGGCCAAGACCCAAGCGGAGGCGGAAGCCACUCUGAAGGCGCUGCGGCGCCAGCAGGAGGUGGGCCAGCGGCAAACUCUAGUCGCCAUCAACACGGACUACAUCACGGAGAGCAUUGCGGUGCACAAGGGCGAGAUCGUCACGCUGUGCGAGUGCCGCGAGUCCAAGGAUCAGCGCCAGUGGUUCUACGUGCGGACGCGGGACGGACGCGAGGGCUUCAUUCCGGCCGAGGUGGCUGGGCAUGGCUACCUGUAGACUUCCAACACCUGGUAUGGGUCCUUUGGGUCAUAGAAAAGGGAUUAGGAAGCUUAAUGUAAACUAGGAACAUAAUUCGUCAUAUUACCAAUACUAUAUUUGCUAUAUCUAGAAUAUCUUGACCUUUAAGAUUUUCUCAUGAUUACGAGUAUGUGUUAAACCAUUUAACUUUAUCAAAUUAUCGCAAUAUUUCGAAUAAUUGCAGAGUGUUGGAUCAUUCAUGAAAAAUGUAACCGAAUUUGUCCAAAGAGCACCUUCUCCCUUUCAAGCUGCCCAAGAGGACCCAACCUACCCACUUGCCCACCCCAAAAACAAGUCAAGUUCUACAUUUAAAUCAAUUAACUUAAUAUCAAUCUUAAGCACUCAUAGGCCACUCAUUCCAUUCGCGAUCCUUAGUACGCUUCUAGUUGUAAACUGUACUCGUGUCGAUGUCCGUAAUUGAAUACUUGUAUCUGUGUAUGUGUAUUUGCGUGAGUGGGGAUCCUUCGCAGGAUCUUGUAUUUAUCUAGCCUAGCAUUACGAGUAGUCUAUGUAAUAGAAACUUGCUUAAAGGAAAUCAAAGAGGAAAGCGCAGACGGAAACUAUUUAUAUGAUUACUGUACUUGAUGCUUCUACUAUAUAACAUUAACAGACAUUUAAAUAAAUAACUAAAAACCA